CAACAUCGACAGCUGUUAUGUCAGCCUGUCAGCCAAAUUGUUGGUGGAUAAUAUUGUCGUUUGCGUUUGCGGAGUGCCGUAUUCGUCGGAACUGUUGUGGUGGGAAUCAAGAAUUUAAACAUUUUAUCAUUUCAUAUCAAACCAGAUAGAACCUUCAAGGUCACACAUUGACUUUGUUAUUGUCUAUAGUGCGCGCUGAACGAAAACACAACUAAACGUAUUUUAUUAGUGCACCAAAAAAUAGAAGAAAGAUGCGGUUAACGCCGAGGUAUUUUCAAAAUAUGUCCAAAAUGCUGGACUUCUAUUCCCAGUUCAAUCCAUCGCCGUUAUCGAUAAAGAAGUUUAUCGAUUUUGGUCAGACACCCUGGUUAAAAAUCGAUUUUCCAAAUUGCACUGCUUGUGCUUGUAUUUAUUUCGUCGAAAAAAGCAAAUCCAACAUGAUUAAUGGACUUGAUUCCAUGUCUUUUUACCCUUUCAUUACUUACUUUGUUUAA
Acanthoscelides obtectus is the source of this 494-nucleotide messenger RNA. The record is from the annotation of a GenBank genome assembly. NCBI's taxonomy places the organism in Eukaryota, Metazoa, Arthropoda, Insecta, Coleoptera, Chrysomelidae.